AGAAAGAAGAAAACUCGCCCAAGGUAUCUUUCCACCCCUUCCUUUUGAAUUGUUAUAUUUAUCGCAAGGGAAGCGAUAGGAUAGCGAAGUAUCGCUAUCUAUCGCCCUCAUCGAUCUAGUUUUGCAAUUUGCCAAAGGGACCUGCUCCGCCUCACCCACACGCCAGUAUAUGGUUGCGGAGAUUCGUGACUUUUUAUUAGCGGAAAAUCAAAAUCAGUGGAUUUACACGUGAGUAAACCGUGUCAGACGUGCGACCUAAAUUUGAGAAUCGACUUUAACGCGAAUCUUUAUUUCAAAAACACGCCUUGACAAAAAUGUCGCUAGCCAUUGGAGACGUUGCCCCGGAUCUGAAGCUAACCGACACAGAGGGCAAGCCCUUUGACUUGGCUUCCGUCAAAGGGAAGAAGGUACUAUCGAGGAUCAUGAUGUUUCUCUUUCUCUAAUCUCAUACUCCAACUCCAGCUGCACCUGGUAGCCCAAGUAGCCUGAAAUGGUGAGAAGCCGAAGCUUUUGCAGCAGGUUGAGGUUGACGUUGACAGAACAAGAUGAGGGCAAGCAAAAGAAAUGAAUGAAAUAUCCAAUUGUAAUCCCCCUCCAAGGUGUACCUGUGCUUCCUCCGAUAUGGUGCCUGUAUGAUGUGCGCGUUGCGCGUCGCCGAGGCGAAGAAACGCGCCAAGGCGUUGAAGGACCAGGGACUGGUGAUGAUGCUGGUGAUGAACAGCACGGCCAAGGAAAUCCAGCCCUACGGCGCGGGGAAGCUUGCGGACGCUGAUCUGCAGAUCCUGUGCGAUCGGGAGGGGACCGUAUCCAAGAAAAAACACUCAUCCACAUCCAAUUUCUCAUGCAAAACAUACUGUGUAAGUACAUAAAAUUCCAUAUCUGUCAUGCAAAAAAUGGAUGUGGAUGGGUGUUUUUUCCUGGAUAGACCGCGUAUCAAGCCUACAAGACGAAGAAGAGCUGCAUGGCCUCCCCGCUGGGGUGCGCCAUGUGCAUUCACACCUGCGGCGACUGCCGCAUGCCCCAGGCCGCCUGCGGCUGCUGCAACUCCCUGGCGUUCGGGAAGGGGACCUGCGGGCCCUGCUGCGGUUUCAUGAACUGCAGCACGCAGCACAUGGAUUCCUCUCGCGCGCAGCAGAUGCCGGCAGACUUUCUCAUCGACGAGAAUGGAAAGCUGGUGGACGUCUUGUACGGCAGCAGUAUCGGGAAACACAUGCCGUGGUCCAAGAUCGAGGCCUUCGCGUCGGGCAAGGAUCUCAACGCACCGCAGCAGCAACAAAUGUGA
Molecule: messenger RNA, 1282 nt
Organism: Amoebophrya sp. A120
Lineage: Eukaryota; Dinophyceae; Syndiniales; Amoebophryaceae
Source: the annotation of a GenBank genome assembly